GUGACUCACCUUCCUCCUCUCUUCCACACAGGAGGGCGCACCUGAGGACGUGCCUGGAGAAGUUGAAGGAGAUGGUGCCGCUUGGUCCUGACGGCUCCCGACACACGACGCUGGGGCUGCUGACGCGAGCCAAGCACUUCAUCAAGAACCUCGAGGACAAAGAGAGGAAGCAAACCGCUCACAAGGACCACUUGGCGAGGGAGCAGAGGUUCCUGAGGCGAAGGCUGGAGUCCCUGAGCCCCGAACUGGUGCCUCGCCUUCACCUCGACCUGAUGGGCAAGAGGCGCUCCGUCUCCGAGAGCUCAUCGUUCUCCACCUCGUCUUCGUCGUCGUCCUCCUCCUCGUCGUCGUCCUCUUCUGCUUCCUCCACUUCAGAAUCCGAUGAAGUGGACAUCCUGGGCUACGCCAGCAACCAGAGUGACACCGACGAUCACUCUUCCAUCCAGUCAUCUGCCAGCGACGGGGGGGUGACGCUCUCCACCAGGCGCCUCACCCUCACCGAGUCCACCUCCCUUCCCCUCUAGGUGGCAGUAAGUGUGUAGGAGCAGAGUUAUGGUGGUGGCAGCAGGCCAGCUGGCUGGGUGUGGUCUCCAGGCUGGGGUCAGCAAGCAGCUCAGCCUCACAGUCAUGUCUACACUAACAAGAAAAUGUGUUUACUCAGUCCAUCAUGCCACAUCAGUAGUGAUCAGGACAGAGUUGACAACCUUGUCCCCAUGUUCUGUGAAUGCCUUGUUUUUUUGUGAUGAGUGAGAUUGGUGGGUGAGCGGCCUCUCCUCCAGUCCCGCCCACCUGGCUGGCUGACAGCAGCAACCCGAGAGAGGGAGACACCAACCCCCACCACCCAUGUUUAAAAGAUGUUUUAUUUUUUUGUCAUGAAAGCCAAAAAUACAGAGAUGAUAUAAAAUUGCACAUUGUUGUCUUUGAUGUGAACUUGCGAAGGUUUUUAAAUUAUAUGUGGAUGCCAGGAGAGGUGAUGCCCAAGAAAUGAUGUGUGAUUCACGUGCAGAUAUUCAAUUUACAUAUAUAAAUAUAUAUAUUUUUUUCCUUCCUUUCAUGUGACGUUAUUAUUACUCGCCAUGUUUAAGAUCAUUUCUUACUCUUCAAAAAGCAAAAUGUAAACCCAGCCCCUUCUUCCAUCCAGCCUGACACACGAAUGGUAUACUGAAAGUGUUUUCUGUCGGAGAAAUGUAAUGGAAACAACCUGUUCUAGUCACACAAAAAAGAUUCCCUGAGAUGGAUAUUUGCUUAAAGAUUGAAGGAAAUUGUAAUGCUUCAAUAGUAUUUGCUUUUUUUAGUUGCUUUUCAUUCAAAUCGUGGAACAAACAGCAAGAUUUAUAUAGUUUAUAUUUUUUGAUAAGGCAAAUUAUAUAUGAGGUAUCAAAGGUUGGUUGUUAAGAAGCGAGGCCACUGACUAGUUAAGGACACGUACACAUAAUACCUGACCUCACGCCCUGGGAGGCAGGUGUGUCUCUGGCAACACUAAUGCUCCUCUCAGCGACUCACUUAGGUAAUGCUGAGACUCCAAGUUGAGAUUUGUGUACAUGUCAGACAUUAUCUUUCCUCCACAAUGCCCAAUAGGUGACCAAGAGAGCAGCACAACAGCUGAGGGAGAGAUGCAUCCCAUAAAAAAGUGGCCCAAAAGGUGUCAUAGCCAGCCACUGGACCCUCCACCUCACCCCCAGUCCACCGAGGAACAUGUCAAUGGAUCUCCACUCAAUCGACUGUGCCCAGGAGUCCCUUCCUUCCCACCUCAGUCUCCCUCACCAUCACUGCGGCUUUCCUUGGCUCAACCUCAGUGCUAGAUGUCAAUAUUAUUAUUUUUAAUGAACAAAUUCUUCCAAGAGUGAAUUUUUGAUUUGUGUGUGUUGUUUGACUUAGUUGUGCUUCAUGUUGGUUCAAGGCCAGGGAUAGCCUUUGUUUGUGCUGUUUUGAGCCAUUCUAGCAUUCCAACACCAGAACAUGGAAACUUUCAGCACAGAAGUUUGAGAAGAGUUGGAGUUGUACAAAAAGAUAUUAUUUUAUUAUAAGAAAGUGGAUGUGUUCUACUGCCACCAUAAACUUUUCAUGAGUGUGAAAACUGAUUGAGAAGACACAAGCAUACCAUACUCUGCUUGAGAUAAGUAAUCUGUGAUAGACCUUUGAGAAAAAAGAAAGUGAGAUAGUUAUAUAACUUUUUUAUACACAAGAAUAUUAAAUGCAAUAACUACUGCCAACUGUGACUGCCAGCCCUCAUGGAAUGCAGAGAAAAGCUAUUCCACCCAUCACAAUAUGUGAGAAUAACUCAACUUUUCCACUGUCACUAAUCCUAGCCUGGCUACUGUUCUUUUUUUUCACCUAGCUGUUUGGUACAUCAUACACUGAGUUGGCAUUGUAAACAUUUCUUCAGAAGGCUCCACCAGCAAUGGGACACCUGGGCGGUCUCCCAUGUACAGUGUAAAUACUGACUAGUACAACAAGUAGUCUGGACACAGGGUACCAGCCUUUUCCACUGGACUCCUGCUAGCUUUAAUUUCUGCUGAUUCCAUGGGAAAGUUUUUUAGUCAUUUCAUUUUCAAAUUCAUUUGAUUUCAUAAUAUAGGAUUGCCCCCUUUUGAAAUUCGAUUUAUUCCAUUUCAAAAUAUGAAAUAAUUUACACAGUAUUUUAUAUACAAAAUUCUUGAGAAGGUUUAUUUAUUUAUUUUAGUUUAUGGUAAUAUUUCCAUGUUCCAGUUCAACACUAAUGUAGAAAUGGAGACCUCAUUCUUACAGACUUGUAUCCCUUUGGCAGACAUGCACAACCCCACUUCACUUGUCCAGUCACACGGGCCACUGUGUGCAUACCUGGCACCCACUUGCUCUGCACUUGUGUGCAUCGUAAGGGGCUGCCAGUGAGUGUGGUGGCCGCGAGCCGUCCCUCGGGUCUUGGGUGGUGCUGGGCACUCUUCUUGUUGCUACUAAAUAAAUACAUAUUCUUCAGAGCAGCAACAAUUCCCAUUAAUCCUGAAACAGGAAUUGCACUUGUUUUACACACUUGUUAGUGAUUCAAAUAGGACUUCUCGUAACAUAUAGUUUAAGACUUUCUUGACUAUUUUAUAUUUGACUGUGUUGCUACUUUUCAUAAUUGUACAGUUAAGAGUUUCUGUUUUUCUUUCAUAUAAGAAUUUUGUCAGAAUUAAGACAACAUAUUUUGAUAUUCUGAAAGUCCUGCACCACCCAAAACCUUCAGCCACAAAGAGCUCGGGCUUGUCUGUCCACAUACCAUCCCUUAAUAAGCAUAAAUGUGCAAUAACUGUUGUAUUAAUAAGCUGAAGAUUUUAGACAAGCCCCCAAUGGAGUACCACUGGCAAAGCAACAGUAUCCUGUGCACCCUCAGGAAUUUUCUUGGAUGGAUUGCAAUCUGCGCCACAUUUCUAGAGACUUUAUCUGUGAACUAUAGCUUGGGUAUCACUUAAGCUGUGAGAAUAAUGUACUGUACCUCUUUACAUUAUCAUUGUUGUUGUCAUUUUUACCAAGUGAGGCUUCUAUAACUUGAAUAUACUAAUGACAAAACGUCUUCUCAUGCAUUUUGCUAAGAUUUGGUUAUAAAUCAAGAAGAGAUAUUUCCAUAGAAUGACUUUGUUGUAAGUUUUGUGUGUGGGUCAACAGUUAGUAGUUAAGUCAUCACCAUGACCCAGUACCCACACAGCCUUGAAUGUUACUGUAGUCAGUCAGUAAGUCAGUCAGUCAGUCAGUCAGUCAGUCGCUACCAACCAGCCCAGCUGUAAUGCGGUGGUGCCAGUGUUUGGCCCUUGCAGCAAUCAGCAUAUCAUCCUGCAUCUUGAGUCCAGGUCAGGAUGAACCAAAAUUUUCUGAUUUUUAAUAGAUUACUGCUGUAGGUGAUUUUUGGUCAAGCUGGCAUCACCUGUACUGGGACUCUGCUCUCUUGCCCUCCCUUGCUACACACUUAUCUCACCCUCAAGGUGUACACUACGUACUCUUCUCUCAUUUCACCAGACCUACAGAACUAAUCAUGAUGCAAGAACUCUUAUCAUUGGAUGUUUCUCUUUAUGAAAAUCUCACCAUCCAUUUGUUUGACAAUUCUAGGACUAAUUUUAAAUUCCUCUCGUAGACCUUAACUAGUAUUAAGAAGACCACGGUGUAGCCUGAGGGAAAGCAAAUGCUGUGUGCAGGGUCUGGAAAGGAAGCAGUUUCUCUGCCACACCUGAGGUUCUUCCCUCUCAUUACGUACUUUAGUUUGAUCUCGUGAGAUGCCAAGGCAGAACACCCAACAAUACAGCCAGCACUGUCUAUGAGGGUUACCCUAUGGUGAUGAAGCAAGAGACCCACACAGCAGUGCACACACCCCACUCCCUCAGCUGACACAGGUACAUGGCUGAGGCGAGUGGUGGCUGUGUUGUGUGUUGUGCCUGCGGUGCCCACCCGAGCACGCUGACGAGUGCAGCCACAGCCCCAAUCUGCUCCCCCAUGGCCCCUUCCACUCCAACACCAAACAAGCUCAACAUCACUCAUAUAGGAAGCAUAAUCAAUUUUGUCAUUGUCAAAGGAGUAAAAAAUAAAUCAACCAGUGGUGACCAAAAUGGGACAGUCUUUUGUGUUGGUGAUGGCAGUGGUGGUGGUGGUGGCAGCUGUUUGUGGGCAGUGAUGUGUGUACACCUGAAUCCUCAAAGGAAUACUGGGGUGGGUGCUCACAAAAAAAUGUACAAAAAGAAAAAAAUCUGUUCAUAUUGUGUCAAUGUGUCUUGCCCCUUUCAUAUUCUUCUUCACGAGCCUGGCAGUGGACAGGGACGGGAUGAGCAAGGCCGCUGGGUGGUGGCUGCUUGAUCCUCCUGCCCUGUCCAUUGGCACAGCUGUAGGUAGAAGUGCCCAAUCCUCUCUUCCUUUAAUCUGUUACUUGAUUUCUUCUUGCGUGUUGGAUUGUCUGAUGUGCUUCAGUCAUCCAUAGAAACACUGAAUGCGUAAGAAGACUCAUCCGUGUCUUAAGCAUUUUGCAGACUUGUCUCUGACUUUUGCACCAACGUUUUAAACCCUAAAAAAUAAACAGUCCAUUAAUAACUAAUCCCUUCAUAUGCUUGUGACAUACACUACUUAACUACAAAUUGGAGGCUGGUGUAGGUUGUUGAGUUAGUGGUGUUAAGCUGGGAAGCCCGGGCCCUAGCAUUCAAGGUGUGCUCUUAACUAUUGAAAAUUAUGUCCAUCAGUAAAAGAGGAACUGUACAUCUUUACAAUGCUGACAUAGUUGUACACUUUAUAAAAUUGACAAGGAAUUUGAAUUGAAAUCUAGGUAUACAUUUUGUGCCAUUUCAUAGAAAAAAAAUACAAAUGAAGGAAAUAUGACAUUUAUGUCCAGUUUGAAUGGUGUUUCAACAAGCUUAGUGCUAAUACCUUGCCAUCUGUUGUAACUGUGUUGGCUGGUCCCAUUGAGGAAGUGUAUGCCCUCUGUAUAGUGAAGGAGAGCUACCAUCAUGGCAAGCUGUCUGACAGACUUGCCCUCAGCACAAGGGAAGAAUUCCAUGUAGAGGAAGUGUCCAGUCCAUCACUUACUGCCAUCAGAAGUGACAGAAAUAGUCAGCCACAAUAAAAAGAAGACUGCCACACAACUUGUAGAUCUCUGUUAUCAUACUAGCAAGAACAGGAUGAGUGCUCCACGGGGCCAAGAGCAACACUCCUUUGUGAUGCCAUCGCUAAGUAAAACCAUUAGAACACUAUUGUUUGGUGGGGCUGCAAACAGGUAGUGGCUCAGGCUGCCAUGUAGUCUGUGCACAUUACUCGCCCUAAAAAGCCGUCCUUGGAACCUUCCUUGAACCACCGCGUGCGCCCUCGCUGACGCAGGAUGGUGUUGGCUCCCCGAUUGGCCCUCAGUCCCUGUAGUGUGGAGUAUCCUGAAGCAGCAGGACACCACAACCUACACAGCAUCCUGUUCUUUCUCUGCAUGAUUUAGUUGCCAUCCAGUCUGUGUCAGUGAUAGAUCCCUCCACACAGUUAAUGAAUGUUGGUGACUCACAGUGUUCUUGCUCUCUCCACUUCCUUUAAUGAAUCAAAACUUGAGAGUCCUGGGUUUGCAGACACAAGAAAUUUGUAGGAUAUGUUGCUGGCCACCCCCUCAUUCUCUCUCUCUCUCUCUCUCUCUCUCUCUCUCUCUCUCUCUCUCUCCACCAACAAUAGAUCAGUCCCACCUCAAGACAAACCUGCUACGUGUCGCAAAAUACCAUCAAUGUACAUAUUUCCAGUAACUGUUGUUUCUGUUCUACAUGAUUUUCUUGAAUCUAAAUAAAAAUAAUUUGUGUA
Eriocheir sinensis (Chinese mitten crab) is the source of this 6264-nucleotide messenger RNA. Its product is annotated as max-interacting protein 1-like. The coding region runs from base 72 to 524 and encodes 150 amino acids. NCBI's taxonomy places the organism in Eukaryota, Metazoa, Arthropoda, Malacostraca, Decapoda, Varunidae. The transcript has 4 exons. Gene Ontology annotation, biological process: regulation of transcription by RNA polymerase II. Gene Ontology annotation, molecular function: DNA-binding transcription factor activity, RNA polymerase II-specific; RNA polymerase II cis-regulatory region sequence-specific DNA binding; protein dimerization activity. The record is from RefSeq and is a predicted model, not a curated record.